AUGUGUUACUACGUACUCAUUUUAAUUGCUGUAUCGAUAUAUCCCAACUGGUCUCUACUGCCCAGGCUGGAUAAAGCCAGCGCCGAACCAAUAAUUGUAGCAGGUCAAGCUGCCAAAAAAUUGGAUGAUGAGCUUCUCUUGGAAACCAAGAUGAAAACUGAAGGGAUGGGAGUACUGGAAACACCAAUAUUGAUUAAAGCAAAGAAUGGUACCAAAGAAAUGGUGGAGAGAAUCCUUGAUCUUUACCCCAUGGCAAUUCAUGACAUAGACUCCAACAAGAAGAAUAUAGUGCUAUUGGCGGUGGAGAAUAGGCACCCCCAUGUGUAUGAGCUCUUCCUGAAGAGAAAUAUUGUGAAAGAUAGUGUAUUUGGUGCAGUUGAUAAUAAAGGCAACAGUGCAUUGCAUCUGGCUGCCAUGUUUGCAGAUUAUCGGCCUUGGGUCACUCCUGGUGUUGCAUUGCAAAUGCAAUGGGAAGUCAAAUGGUAUGAGUAUGUGAAGAAGUCCAUGCCACCAAAUUUCUUCCGUUUCCACAACAAUGAAAACAAGUCUACAAAGCAGAUUUUCACCCGUGAACACAGAGAUCUGGUGCAAAAGGGUGGGCAAUGGCUAAAUAACACAGCCACCUCAUGCUCGUUGGUAGUAACACUCAUUGCAACAGUUGCCUUCGCCACAUCAACUGCUGUACCGGGCGGCACCAAGGAGGGGAGUGGAAAACCGAAUCUUAAGUAGCAGCUAGCAUUUGGUAUCUUUGCAAUUUCAUCACUCAUUGCUCUUUGCUCUUUGGCCACCUCCACUGUCACGUUUCUUGCAAUUCUCACAUCCAGGUACGAAGAAAAAGACUUUGGCAAAGAGUUGCCCAGAAAGCUUUUGGCUGGAUUAACUUCUCUUUUCAUAUCCAUAGCGGCGAUCUUGGUCUCUUUCUGCGCUGGCCACUUCUUUGUGCUCAAAGAUGAACUCAAAAUUGCAGCAUUCCCAGUAUAUGCAGUAACCUGCCCGCCAGCAACUUUUUUGGCUGUAGCCCAGUUUCCCCUGUAACUUGAUCUCAUAUGUGCUAUUUUUAGCAAUGUGCCACCGCCCGGUUUGGAGGACGAUGCCUCGCGUUCAUGAUUUUGCCUUCUCUUUUUUAGCUUCAGGGUGAAUUUUUAUUUAUUUCCUCCUGGAAAAGCCAACCUCCUUGGGGCCAGGCCAGGA
Molecule: messenger RNA, 1191 nt
Organism: Vitis vinifera (wine grape)
Lineage: Eukaryota; Viridiplantae; Streptophyta; Magnoliopsida; Vitales; Vitaceae
Exons: 3
Source: RefSeq, a predicted model, not a curated record